AUGCAUUUCCCAACCAUUCUCUUUCUAAGCGCCACCCUCGCUUCAGCCCAACUCAACCCCCAGCAAUUCGGCCCCGGCCCAGCAGAAUUGGAAUACAUCCCAGGCAACAACGGAGGCUCAAACAACAACCAGAAUCAAAAACAAGGCCAGAAAUACAACAGCAACGGAAUCGGCAAGAUCGGCGGCAAGUAUGAAGAGGGCUACGCCGACUAUCAAGACAAUGUCCCAAGCCGUCCCACUACAUUCAUAGUGCAACCUUCUCAAGCACCUGUGAAUUUCCAUGCCCCGGUCUACCAGGAUGCAACUCCUUAUAACCGAAACCCAGCGCAUCCCCAAGCUUUUACUGCUCAGAAAGCAUCCAGCCAAGAUUCCCCCUACGGUCCGGGAAAGCCAGAGGUUCCGCCUUCGCCCUUCAUGAAGCAUUCUUUCGGCAAAGAUGAGGGUAAUGCCUUCUGUAUGGGGCAGUGCUUUGCUAAUAAGCACGAGGCGAAGUGUGCAAAGCCUUAUGUGAGUUUUUCCGCGUAUAAGAUAUAG
Molecule: messenger RNA, 534 nt
Organism: Penicillium griseofulvum
Lineage: Eukaryota; Fungi; Ascomycota; Eurotiomycetes; Eurotiales; Aspergillaceae
Exons: 1
Coding region: 1-534 (177 amino acids)
Source: RefSeq, a predicted model, not a curated record